AUGGCAGAGGAGAAGCUGCCCACACCACCGUUCAGCAGGGCUGGGGCGCAGGGCUGGACCGAGACUCUGACCCUCCCGCCUCCCUCUUGUAAGGACCCUUGUGAUGACAUCGAACUCAAUGGCGGCGCCCGCUCCACGUUGGGUGGCAGCACGAGGAGUCGUCUAAUUAAGCAGAGGCUUUUCGCGCGGCGGCUGAAGGGCGCGGGGGUGACGGGUCCCGCCCAGGCCGGGGCACAACCGGAUAGUCCGCUCCCUACGCUCACAGAACUUCGCCGGCGCGGGGGCGGGGCCUGGCGCUGCCACGCCCCGCGCGGCGCCGGCGCACUGACGCCAGGGCUGCAGACGACGGAAGCUGGACAGUCGCGCGUCGUUGCCGGGCAACUGUCCAGCGCAGGCCGAGGAGACCCCCCGCAGCCUGCUGCGCCCGCGGGCGGAGGCGGAGACUUGGCCGAGGACACGCCCCUGUGCUGGACCGUUCGCCCAGACGCGUGGAGGAAGAAGCCGGGCAGCGGCUCUGGUCACUUUUGCCUGGGUGACCAGGCUGUGUAUGCGGUCUGUGUCCGUUCCGCAGCGACAGUGGACCCACACCAGCCCAUCCGUACUCCCGAGGGAGCCGCCGGCAGCUGCUGGGCGGCGGGCGAGCAGGCGACCCCGUCGGGCCCUGUCCAGCCCCGGGCAGCUCCCGCACAGCGGUGUGGAUGUCUCCUGAGCAUCUUCCCAUCGCGUCUAUGCGGGCUUGGCGGCACCAACAUGCAAGGCCAGCGGGAGCUGGGGGGAGCACCUGGCCACGUGCCCCCUCUCUGCGCGUUUCUGAGUGACCUCGCAGAGCAAGCAGGCGGGGUUUCCUUCUGCCGGGUUUCUGAAUACAGCGGUGCAGGCUCGGCACCUGGGACACAGGGCGGUGACGCUGUGGGGUGGGCGAGUCCCCGCUCCCUCCUUCCCCCGCCCGAUGGGGAUGGGGAAGCCAGGAUCUCUGGGCGCAGCGGAGAGGGCUUGUCUGCCUCCGCCAGGGGUCCAGACCUAGGGGAACACAGCGGUGCCUGGGGAGAGUUUGAAGGCUUUCGGGAAUCCUCAGCCAGGUCUGAACAAUUCUCUCAGUCCUUUGAGCUCCCGGAGAGGCCCACAGAACCUCAGCCGCCGAGAACCAUUUCUGCCCAAAAGGAGCCUGGUUCUCACCAGUCUCACCAGGGUGGACCUGGGGUGACAGCAACCAGCGCCAUCACACCUUCUGAGCCUAUUGUCAGCUAUGAGAAGAUUUUUAGGUUCGCUUUUCAAGAAGUACCAGUCCCACAGGCAACUGAAGAUGUUUCCACCUUAGACCAUUUCUUAGAAACAAGCAAUGAAGAAAAACUUGGCCUUGAAUCUGUGCAUAAACUGUGUUCUGAAUCCAGAAAACUCUGGAGAGCUCUUCAGAGCACCAGGACCGUGAUGACUUCCCAAGGCCUCUGGAGCGAGUCCCGUUGCCGGGAAAACUUCCUUCUUGUUCUCGGAAUAGAUGCUGCUCAGAAGCGCCCUUCGGAGGGCCCGGGACGCACUCUGGGAGACCCUGGCCUCCACGAGCCUGAAGAGCUCGGCUUCCGCCUGCGCUGCUGCAGAGCCCUGAUCCGGACCAAGGUGAGAGCCCGGGACGCCUGGGGCCUGGGUCUCGGGUUCCAGUCGCUUCUAUCCUUUAACUCUCGUGGGCUCGUAAGAGUCAGAGGGGCGGCAGGCGGCCUCCGUCCUGCCGCUCCUCUGGAGGAAAAGCCUCUUCCGGGAACAGGGUCUCCCGCCCACCCUGGGACCACGUGUCGGGAGGGGUGCGCCGUUAGCAGCCCAGCUCCCGCGGGGCGCGAGCUCAGCCUGGAGAGGCGCGUCCCCACCCCCGCGCCCCAGGACCCCGUGCUGCCCCGGAUGUGGAGCUGGUUCUGAGCGCCCCCUCCCCCAGGGAGAAGGCGGGGCGGCACAGGGUGGAGUGCGGGGUGCCACGCAGGGGGCGCCGAGGCCAAGGGCCUGAUCCGGAGCUGGGGCGGCAGGAGGGCGUGGAGGGAGCGGCGCGCGGAGACGGGGCUCUCGGCGGGAGCCGGCUCCGGUGUGAGUUGGCGCCGCCCGGCUGGCGGGAGACGGGCACAGGGGCCACCCCUCUGCCCUGUGAAACCGCGGGGCAGGAGGCGGAACUUUCUAGAGGCACGUGGCUGGGACCGUCUUAGAGCAGCAAGACAGAAACGUCCCCAGCAAGCCCCCCACCCCCACCCCGGCAGCCCCUGCGGGGACCGCGGCCGCGGCAGCAGCGGUUCGUUGGGAAUGUCCCUGGGGCCACCGGCCGGGUGGGAGGAGGACGAGGAGGGCGACAGGGGCCCGGGGCCCAGCGUGCCCUCCUCACGGUGCAGUCCCGUUUGCUCCGGGAGAAGCUGUGGCUUCUGUCCCCGCGCAACUCUGCGGUGGCAGCGCGUGGGGAGGGGCGCAAGAUGAGGGUAAGGAGACGCUGCCAGAGACGGGCGAGGGCCCCGGGCAGGCGCGGGCGGCCGGGGGCGUCUCUGGGGGCGCGCGUGCUCUCCCCGACCUGUCCCUCCUUUCU
This is a messenger RNA of Orcinus orca (killer whale), 2554 nucleotides long. RefSeq names its product clathrin binding box of aftiphilin containing 1 (gene CLBA1). The coding region runs from base 1 to 1908 and encodes 635 amino acids. The record is from RefSeq and is a predicted model, not a curated record. The transcript has 7 exons. Lineage: Eukaryota; Metazoa; Chordata; Mammalia; Artiodactyla; Delphinidae. Gene Ontology annotation, cellular component: trans-Golgi network membrane; AP-1 adaptor complex. Gene Ontology annotation, molecular function: clathrin binding. Gene Ontology annotation, biological process: intracellular transport.